Chelonia mydas (Green sea turtle) is the source of this 6691-nucleotide messenger RNA. RefSeq lists its product as uncharacterized. The record is from RefSeq and is a predicted model, not a curated record. The coding region runs from base 57 to 1202 and encodes 381 amino acids. The transcript is spliced from 7 exons. NCBI's taxonomy places the organism in Eukaryota, Metazoa, Chordata, Testudines, Cheloniidae.
GGGACGGGGGAGCCCGGGCUCCAGGAAUAUUCAGGGCCGGGGACUCUGCCCCACCAAUGUUUGGAGCCGGGUCUCUCCCCCAGCCCCGCCUGGAGCGUCCCCCAGCUCCCGCCCGCCUGCGCGCCUCCCCCGGGCCCCAGAGCGUCCCGGCCUGGUUGAAAGCGGGCGGCUGCCCUGCCGCUCCGCGCUGCUCUCCCUCGCCUGAGCUGCCGGCCGCUGCGGGGCUGCAGCAGGGGAGCAGCGCCGGCGGCAGGCUGAGGCAGCUGGCUGCUGCUGCCGCAGCUGAGGAGCGGGAGGGGGCGCAUGAUUGGCAGCCCUCCGCUCCCCAGCACCCACCAGGAGGCAACACCAAGGGGGCUUCCAGCUGGGAGACGUCGGGACUGGACCGGACUCACCUGAGCAGCUGCUGGGGCUUGGGACUAGAAGAGAGUUUCAAGACAGAUUACCAGGAUUUUCCAGUGUCUUCAACAAUGAUAUUGCGCUCAAGAUUCCAAAAGCCUUCUGAGGUGAAGAUUAGAAAACGACAAAUAAGGUGUGGUAAAAAUAAACAGAAAAAAUCAACUGCAUCUCGGAUACCAGUGGACCAGGAAACUACACGUAAAUAUCAAAACCUAAAGAAAUCAUCAAGUAAAUGUGAAGCAUACCAACACUAUGACAGAAAGAAAUGUUACAUACUGACAAGGGACUCAAAAACGCUGCGUUUUGAUUUAGACGAGUAUGGUCAUUGUAAAAUAUCAAUUGAGGAUUCACAAUCCACUGAAGAUAUUGCAUGGUUAGACAUAUUCACAAGCAACAAACUGAAUAACUGUGCUCCAGUGGCCAGAAACGGAAUUAAACGUUGUAAAAAUUUGGUGACCAUGACCCAGCGAUCAAAAAAUAACUUUCUCCUAUUGGGCAAGAAUAAGAAACAACUGUACCUGAAGGUCUUGAAUCCAAAUGGUAAGACAAUGGAGGGUCAUAUGGUGAAAGAAGACAGCAUGGAAGUGAUUACAGGUGGAGCUCCUGACCCCAGGCAGUUGACUGAACAAGACAACCAGCUGUUCAUCAUGCAUAACAACCAAGAAGAUUCAGUUAGGUUUCAGUGUUAUAAGGAUCAGAACUACUACCUUCAUGUGAAUAAGGACUCCGUUGAUCUAUGCAAGAUGGAAGAAACUGAUGGUGAUACAGGAAAAGACUUCUAUUUCAAGGUGGCAUAUGUGUGAUACAUAGUUCCCUAGGCCUUGCAAUGUCUCAAGUAUGUACGAAGCCCCUAAAAUGAGCCAACACAAAAUAGAAAUGAAGGGAGAUUGAGAUCAUGUGGGGAUCAAGUUCCUUAGUUUUGUAUAAAGUUUUUCGAUAGUCUCUGUUUCGAGAUUCACUAUUUUUAAUGUCUGAGAGAGAUCAGUUUGUGUUUUAAAUAUACUUUACCUGAGUGACAUAUGUAACUUAAAGGGGGGAUGGCUAGCAGUGUUUUAGAAAAAAGCAAUUUCUUGGUAACUUUUUUUCUUGACUUUAUAAUUUAAAGGAGGCUGAUUUGGGAAGUGGGAAACACAACAGCAGAGACCCCAAGAUAGGAAGCGAGAAUCACAGAAAAGAUAAAAUAGAAAACACUUUUAAUAUUACAUUUUGUAAUAAGAAAAUUUGUUUCUUAAAUGUCCCACAUCAAUUCACCUGAAAAACAUGGAGAGAAAUAAUUAUUCAGCAGCCACUACAUGUACGUGAAUAUGUGUGCACUAUGUACUUACUUUACUGAGGCUUUGCUGCAGUAGCCAUUCUGCUCCCACCCUGGAGAUCUGAAAAAAAAGAGCAUAAGGACAGAGGGCUAGUAGUUAAAGGCUAACAGCAAAGCUAUUCCACCUUCUUUACCACCCCCCAAGUAAACCCAUUUGCAUCUUCAGGCUGCUCCAGCCCCAAUUCUUCAUCUUUCCACCCCCCACCAAAAAAACCAACGGCAUGGCCUGAGAAUCCCACUGCAUUAGCGGGAAGAAGGCAGAUUGGACAUCAUGGAAGGGUGUGCUCCUUGUGAACUUUGGUCUGGUCAACUCCUAACUCUGAAUCCUAGAGGGAAAUACAAUAGAGAAGGAAAUCUUUAGCUCAGGUACAGAACAAAGUACAAAACAGUACAAACAAAAAUUGAAAUAAGUGUCUGAAUAAAUGAAUUCAAAGAAUAAACUCACGCUUCUUACCUUGGGCUUGCAGCAGGCCUUGUGCAGGACAGAGCCAUCUGAAAUAGGCAAAGGAACAAACCAAAAAUAUGAAGGGGUUGAUCUAGACAUCAAGGCUCUGAUUCUCCAUUUCCCAGCACCUUACUUCAUUAUUUACCCAUGUAAAGUGGGUGUAAAACACUACCAUUUGAUUUCAUAACCUCUUAAACUCAUUUUGCUCUGGUGUAAAUGACUACACAACAGUGAACCAGGCCUUAAAUAUCAGACAUUACACAACUACUCCAGGGUACUAUACCUGGAACUGCAGGUUUGGUGAAACAAUGCACAGGUCCCACAACAUUUGCAGAGAGUGUUCUGUGUGGAUAUAGUACACUGUGUGCACCUGGAACAGGAAACCUAAUGUGGACACUCAAUUGUACUAGGCUAAGUUGCAAUCAAGCAAUUCUCUAGUAGGCUUCAAAGUUGCGUGAGACCAUGCAAGAAGAGAAACAGAACUUAAUUUUCACACAUCGCCAUGCAUAAUGCUACUGCUGGGCUAACAUCUCUUAUACUCUUUAAAUAGUAAGAAUGUGUGCAAAGUUGUGAAGAAACCUAACAACUUUUGCUGCUCAAUAAACAAGAGAUUCUGACAUAACCCCUUCAUUUUGACUAAAAAUUCUUAUGGAUCCAGGUAUCUGAUCAGACACCAUUUAAAUCAGUAAAAGACAGCCAUUGACUUCAAUGUGCAUUGCACUGGAUCUUAAUGAUUUGAAAUCUCCAUUGGAUGAAACAGACUUGAGUGACUUUGAUAAAUAGAACUAUCUGUUAUGUUGCUCACCCAUUAAUUAAACUAAAUGUCAUUACACAACAGUAUCUCACAAUACAUUUAUUUUGAGAAAGAGGGCAGGAGAACAAAGACCCUAAUUCAGUUUGAAUAUUUGAAAAGUGCUUCCAAGUGCAGGUAUUUUGGAUUCAUUCUGUGCUUCUGGAGCAGGGGUGGGCAACCUUUUUGGCCAGAGGGCCACAUCGUGGUUGCAAAACUGUAUGGAGGGCCAGGUAGGGAAGGCUGUGCCUCCCCACACAGCCUGGCCCCUGCCCUCUAUCCACCCCCUCGACUUCCCACCCCCUGACUGCCUGCCUCAGAACCUCCAGCCUAUCCAGCUCCCCUGCUCCUUGUCCCCUAACUGCCCCCACCCCAGGACCCCACCCCCUAUCCAACCCCCCUCUCCCCCCCCCCCCCCCAAGCCCCUUUCAGAAUGCAGCCCUGCGAACAUGGGCGGAGGACUCAGGAGGAGCAGGGGCAACUGCGCAGCCGGAGAGAAGCGGCGGUUUCUCCUUCAAAGCACUGCUUCUCUCUGGCCGGCUGCACAGCCGGCUGCUGCUCCUCUAGAGUCCUCCACCUGCGUUUGCAGCACUCCCAUCACCCACACCUCCCGCCUGCUCUCCUGAGGCUGUAGGUGAGCCUCCAUCCCUGCUCUCCCCUGCCCCCACAGUGCAGCCCCCCCCACCCUGUGGGGAGUGCACCAGUGCUGAGCUGCCCGAGUGCCUGGCCCUGGGGCCCCCUGUUGUUGGGGGACCUGUGUCAGGGCACCUGUGUUUACGGGUAAAUCUGCCCCUGAGUCGUGCCGCCUGGCCGGAGCCAGCCACACCGCCAUGCUGCCCGGCAGGAGCUCGCAGCCCCGCCACCCAGAGCGCUGACGGCACGGUGAGCUGAGGCUGCCAGGGAGGGCUGGGGGCUAGCCUCCCCGGCUGGGAGUUCAAGGGCCGGGUAGGAUGGUCCUGGGGGCUGGAUGUGUCCCAUGGGCCGUAGUUUGCCCACCUCUGCUCUAGACCCUGUUGUGCCACUGAUUAAGAUUAGCAAUAUGAUGGUCCUAUUCAUGUAAAAAACACUCUCUCUAGUGGCUAAAUUCCUGGAACUGAUCCUUCACUGGUUUUAGGAUGAAGCCGGUAGUGAGUUGAAGUCACUGGAAAGAUUCUUCCUGACUUCUGUGGCCUUCGGACUGGGCCUGUAGUAAAAGUGUGAAUUGUGGUGCCACAUGUACAGUAUAUAGUUAUUUUGCACUUGGAUUGUUUACAUGCACAGCUUCAUUUUUUCACUCUCUCCUAUUUCAAAUUAGGGCUGUCAAACAGUUAAAAAAAUUAAACAAUAGAAUACCAUUUAUUUUAAAUAUUUUUGGUUGUUUACUACAUUUUCAAAUAUGUUAAUUUCAAUUACAACACAGUGUACAGUGCUUAGUUUAUAUUUAUUUUUAUUACAAAUAUUUGCACUGUAAAAAAAAUAUUUUUCAAUUCACCUCAUACAAAUAUCAUGAAAGUUGAACUUAUAAAUGUAGAAUUAUGUACAAAAAAACCUGCAUUCAAAAAUAAAACAAUGUAAAAUUUUAGAGCCUUCAAGUCCACUUGUCCUACUUCUUGGUCAGCCAAUCACUCAGACAAACAAGGUUGAUUACAAUUUGCAGGAGAUAAUGCUGCCUGCUUCUUGUUUACAAUGUCACCUGAAAGUGAGAACAGGUAUUUGCAUGGCACUGUUGUAGCUGGCUUUGCAAGAUAUUUACGUGCCAAAUGUGCUAAAGAUUCAUAUGUCCCUUCAUGCUUCAACCACCAUUCCAGAGGACAUACUUCCAUGCUGCUGAUGGGUUCUGCUUGAUAAUGAUCCAAAGCAGUGUGGACUGACGUGUUCAUUUUCAUCAUCUGAGUCAAAUACCACCAGCAAAAGGUUGAUUUUCUUUUUUGGUGGUUCGGGUUCUGUAGUUUCCACAUCAGAGUGUUACUCUUUUAAGACUUCUCAAAGCAUGCUCCACACCUCUUUCCUCUCAGAUUUUGGGUGGCACUUCAGAUUCUUAAACCUUGGGUAUAGUGCUGUAGCUAUUUUUAGAAGUCUUACAUUGGUACCUUGUUUGCGUUUUGUCAAAUCUGCUGUGAAAGUGUUCUUAAAACAAACAGACUGCUAAAACAUGAAAUAUAUGCAGAAUGCGGGUAAAACAGAGCAGGAGACAUACAGUUCUCAGCCCCCCCCGCCACCAGGAGUACAGUCACAAAUUUAAUUGACGCAUUAUUUUUUAAACAAGCAUCAUCAGCAUGGAAGCAUGUCCUCUGGAAUGGUGGCUGAAGCAUGAAACGGGCACACAAAUGUUUAGCAUAUCUGGCAUGUAAAAACCUUGCAAUACUAGCUACAAAAGUGCCAUUCCAACGUCUGUUCUCGCUUUGAGAUGAUAUUGUAAAUAAGAAGAAGCAGGCAGCAGUAUCUCCUGUCAAUGUAAACAAACUUGUUUGUCUUAUUUCAGAGUAGCAGCCGUGUUAGUCUGUAUUCGCAAAAAGAAUAGGAGUACUUGUGGCACCUUAGAGACUAACCAAUUUAUUUGAGCAUAAGCUUUCGUGAGCUACAGCUCACUUCAUCGGAUGCAUUCAGUGGAAAAAAAACUGAAUGCAUCCGAUGAAGUGAGCUGUAGCUCAUGAAAGCUUAUGCUCAGAUAAAUUUGUUAGUCUCUAAGGUGCCACAAGUCCUCCUUUUCUUUUUGUUUGUCUUAGCGAUUGACAGAAUAAGAAGUAGGACUGAGUGGACUUGUAGUUUUUGCAGAAGUAGGACUGAGUGGUCUUUAUAGUUUUACACUUUUGUUUUUGAGUGCAGUUAUGUUACCAAAAAAAAUCUGCAUUUGUAGGUUACACUUUCACAAUAAAGAGAUUGCACUUCAGUACUCGUAUGAGGUGAACUGAAAAAUACUAUUUCUUUUAUCAUUUUUACAGUGCAUAUAUUUGUAAUAAAAAAUAAUAUAAAGUGAGCACUGUGCAUUUUGUAUUGUAAUUGAAGUCAAUAUUGAAAAUGUAGAAAAACAUCCAAAGUAUUUUUAAAAACUUCAAUUGGUAUUCUAUUGUUAUAAGUGUAAUUAAUUGCAAUUAAUUUUUUUGAGUUAAUCGUGUAAAUUAACUGUGAUUAAUUGACAGCCCUACUUCAAAUAUUUAACAAAGGCCUUUUCUUUUUAAAUCACAUUUUAUGUUUAAGGAAAUAAACAAGUAUAAAACACAGCAUUGAUAGUUCCUGUGAGGAUUUAGAUAGAUAUUGGUUUUGGACAUUGUAAUUUCACUUAUAACCUUCCAGAAAACACAGAGCAAAUGGUAAAUUCAUUAACAUAAUCUGUAAACAGAAUUCAUAGAAAAAUAGGUGAAUUGCUGAAAUCUGAUCUAAUUUAUGUAUGUAAAAAAUGUGAACCAACACUUUCAAAAGUGCCCAGUGAUUCUGAGGGCCUAACUUGAUUUACUUAGGGUCUGAUUUUUCAGAUGUGUUGAGGCAGAGCACAUGUGAAAAUCGGGUAGCUCAAGUUAGGCAACCAGAAUUAAUGGGAACUUUUGAAAAUUUAAGCCCUAACAUUUAGCAGUAUGAAAAAUAUAUAUUUUAUGCAUUCAGUAGUUAAAUAGAGAUGUAAAAUUUCAUAUAAUUCUGAAAAUAUUAUUGGUAGACCUGUAACAAUGUGAUAUACAACAUUUUACUUUGCAUGUACUAUUACAAACAGAUAUUUGGUAUAAAGUUUGUCAUCUAAAUCAAAGGUUUUUAAUAAACUGGGCACCUUUCA